Messenger RNA from Talaromyces proteolyticus, 1491 nucleotides. RefSeq names its product allantoate permease. Gene Ontology annotation, cellular component: plasma membrane. The record is from RefSeq and is a predicted model, not a curated record. Lineage: Eukaryota; Fungi; Ascomycota; Eurotiomycetes; Eurotiales; Trichocomaceae. Gene Ontology annotation, molecular function: allantoate transmembrane transporter activity; dipeptide transmembrane transporter activity. Gene Ontology annotation, biological process: transmembrane transport; allantoate transport; tripeptide transport. The transcript is spliced from 2 exons. The coding region runs from base 1 to 1491 and encodes 496 amino acids.
AUGGCACAGGCGAUAGCAGUCGAAGCAGGCCCAAGCGAUGCAGCUGUCGUGCGUCGCACUCUGCGCAAGGUCGACUGGCGGUUGAUGCCGCUGAUGUUCGUCACUUAUAUGCUCAAUUUCAUGGAUAAAACGAUUUUAUCUAGUGCUUCGGUGUUCGGGCUCAUUGACGAUACUCACCUGGUCGACCAGCAAUAUAGCUGGGUGUCAAGUAUAUUCUACUUUGGCUACUUCUUCUGGGAAUAUCCGACCAACAUCCUCAUUACGAGAGUUCCAGUCGCCAAAUAUCUCGCCGCCAAUACUGUAUUCUGGGGCGCAGUAGUCGCUCUGACGGCAGCAUGCGUCAAUUACGGCGGUCUGCUAGCCGUUCGCUUCCUGCUUGGUGUUGCCGAGGCUACUAUUACCCCGGCCUUCAUGUUUAUCACCACCACCUGGUAUACUCGUGACGAAAUUCCGUUUCGGACGGGAAUAUGGUUUGCUGGAAACUCAAUCGGAGGGCUUGUAGCGAGUCUAUUAGCCUACGGCGUCGGUCAUAUCGAACAUCCACUUCACCCGUGGAUGUGGAUGUUUAUUAUCCUCGGCGUCGCGACUUUCCUCUGGUCGUUUGCGCUUUUUGCGUUUUUACCAGAUAGCAUCUCAAACGCAAAGUUUUUGACGCCAGAAGAGCGCGAGAUCAUGACCAACAGAAUCAUCAUCUCCGGCACCGGCAGCACGGAGAAAACCACGUGGAGAUGGGAUCAAACAGUCGAGUGUCUUAUCGACCCGAAAACUUGGCACGUUUUUGCGCUUGCUAUUCUAACGCAGAUCCCAAAUGGCGGUACUCAGAACUUUGGAAACCUUGUCAUCAAAUCCUUUGGGUUUACAUCUCUCCAAUCAACCCUCAUCAACAUCCCAUCCAGCGUGAUCAGCGCCGCAACAAUAUCCUUGACGGGCUUCCUCGCCGGACGGUAUCGGCAAUUAAACUGUAUCUUAAUCGUCGCCGUGGUUGCAUUAUCUGUAACAGGUAGUGCAAUCAUCUACGCGCGAAGCCAUCACGUCCCCAAGGGCGCUCAGCUCUUUGGAUAUUUCCUCCUCGCCACUGGGCCGAGCAUCCUACCGUUAGUCAUGUCUUUGGUUCAAGCGAACUACAAAGGGGUAACUAAGAAAAUGACUAUGACGGCAAUGAUGUUCAUUGCAUACUGUGCGGGCAAUAUCGCCGGCCCCCAGUUCUUCAAAGCCUCUGAAGCGCCACACUAUCAAACCGCCUUCAAGGCGAUAUUGAUCUGUUACAUCAUCUCAGCUGGACUGGCUAUCUCGUUGCGGGUGUAUCUGCAGUUCGCGAAUACGAGAAGGGAUCGUGAGGAAGGCAUCAAUGGAAGUGCAGGGGCGUCAGGAGUGGUGGCCGGUGGGAAAAUUGCUGAUGUUGUUGAGACGGUUCAGAAUGUAUCGCUGCAGCCGGAAGAUUAUGAUGAUGUAACAGAUUGGAAGACAGUAGGUUUUAGAUACCGUCUUUAG